This is a messenger RNA of Zonotrichia leucophrys gambelii, 1586 nucleotides long. Its product is annotated as zinc finger protein 239-like. The record is from RefSeq and is a predicted model, not a curated record. The transcript has 2 exons. Gene Ontology annotation, biological process: regulation of transcription by RNA polymerase II. Gene Ontology annotation, molecular function: RNA polymerase II cis-regulatory region sequence-specific DNA binding; DNA-binding transcription factor activity. Lineage: Eukaryota; Metazoa; Chordata; Aves; Passeriformes; Passerellidae. The coding region runs from base 141 to 1133 and encodes 330 amino acids.
GGAGCGGGAGGAAGAGGAAGAGGAGGGACAAAGGCGGAUCGAGGCUGAGCGGACGGAUCCACGAUCUGGAGCCCGGCCUGAAUUCGCAGCCCCCACCUGUGGGAUCAUCGGCCCCGCAUCGCGCCGAGCGGGAGCGGAGCAUGGAGAGCAGGGAGGACAAAUGCCCGCGGCAGGAGCUGGUGGAAGAGGCCGUUUUGAGCGGCUCCACGGCGCAGGAAGGCAACGGGGAGGAAAAGGCGCGGAGAUGCCGCACGAGGAGGGGCUGCAAACGCAGCCGGCGGGGAUGUGAGGGGGAAAGAGCCGGCCUGGGCCGGGAAGGCGGCCGGAGACGGAGGCAGAGCUCGGAGCUGGUGCUCCGUGAGCAGCUCCGUGAUGGGGAGAAGCCCCACACGUGCGGGGAGUGUGGGAAGAGCUUCAGGUGGAACUCCGGACUGAUCGAGCACCAGAGGAUUCACACUGGGGAAAAGCCUUUCGAGUGUUCCGUGUGUGGGAUGCGCUUCAGCUACAGCUCCGCCCGGAACAAGCACCAGAGGAGCCACACUGGGGAGAGGCCCUUCGAGUGUGACAAAUGCAGGAAGAGGUUUCGGACCCGCGCCGAUCUCUUCUGCCAUUUUCAGACUCACACAGAGGAGAGGCCCUUCCAGUGCCCCGACUGUGGGAAGGGAUUCAGGCAGAAGUCUCACCUCAUCGCUCACCGGCGCAUCCACACUGGGGAGAGGCCCUACGAGUGCGAUAAAUGCAGGAAGAGGUUUCGGACCAGCGGCCAUCUCCUCCGGCACUAUCAGACUCACACAGAGGAGAGGCCCUUCCAAUGCCCUGACUGUGGGAAGGGAUUCAGGCACAACUCCACCCUCAUCGCCCACCAGUGCAUCCACACUGGGGAGAGGCCCUACGAGUGUGAUAAAUGCAGGACGAGUUUUCGGACCAGCGGCCAUCUCCUCAGGCACUAUUGGAUUCAUACAGAGGAGAGGCCUUUCCAAUGCCCUGAGUGUGGGAAGGGAUUCAAGUACAACUCCCACCUCGUCAGGCACCGGCGCAUCCACACUGGGGAGAGGCCCUACGAGUGUCCCCAGUGUGGGAAGAGCUUCUCACAGAGCUCUAACUUGACCCAACACCAACGGAGGCACCACUAAGGGAAGCCCUGUGAGUGCCCCGAGUGCGGGCAGAGCUUCGUGCGCUGCUCCAGCUCCAUCCCCCACUGGAGGAGGCACUGUGGGCACAGCCCUGGUCACUCACAUUCCCUGUGAUCCAUGCUGGGAACACACCUGGCUGCUUCUCCUUUUAAUUUUACCUGAAUUUUUUUCUCUUCUCGUUCUCUUUGCACUCCAAAAGCCAAGAGAGAUGAAUCUUUCACUGCAAAACUACUCAAAUCCCAAUGAAAACAGCUCACUCUUGCCCCAGAAUGAUGAAUCCCUCCUGAGAAAAACUCCAUGCCAUACAAAUUUUCCUCGAUUCUACAGCCAGCCUGUGGUUUAGAGUAGUGGGAUCUCAAUUAGUGUGGUGGGGUGGGGAUUGUGUGGAGCUGGGUGUGUGGGAUGUAUUUGAUAGCAAAUAAAACUCUCAGAGUUACAGAUUUCUCUCCUGUC